UCAGACACUGGACGGAGCUUAUUGAGUUCUAGGAGAGUCUCUUCUCCGUUAACAAUCUGACGUUAGGCUCUCGUUGUCAGGAAGCGUCUUUGAGGACAAACCUGCAAUGAAUUACACGCACUGCUGGUGCACUUCUUGCCACUUCUAUCCUGUACUGCGAGGAAUGUUGCGGAAAUGUCCCAGUGUAUGGAACAAUGUGGCAAAGUGCUACUGAAAUCUUGAGAGAAGUAACCAACGGGUGAAAGAGGCAGGAUAACAAAAGAGCUCAGCUGAGAGCCUCAUUGGGGUGCCGCUGGGAAGGGAAGGGAAGGGGCUGCAAGUGGUAAACGAGAAAGGAGGAGACGGAGCGAUUUGCUUUUGCCGCAAAGGUUGAUAAAUCAAUGAAAACCUCAAGAAAGCCUACUAUCCCGGCGGAGGCGAUUAGGUCGUAUAAGAUUUCAUGGCGGAAUGCCGGAGAGAAAGCGAUAUGUUACCGGCCUGUAACCACCAGUUGAACGCUGUCAUUUUUGGCGGGCUCUUCAAAAUAAGCAGCCGUGUUGCGUUCCUAGUCUCAUGCUGCCAGCCAAUGGGAAAGGGGGUGGUGUUUCCGUUCUUGCGGUUCCCUAUCAGGUCGUGCCAUUCUGUAUAUGAAGGAGGACGAGAGCGUGGCCCUGCAUACUUCAAAGCAAUCUUUGAGCGUACAAUCAUGUCUGGAAGAGGCAAGGGCGGAAAGGGUCUGGGCAAAGGAGGCGCCAAGCGCCACAGGAAGGUGCUGCGGGAUAACAUCCAGGGCAUCACCAAGCCCGCCAUCCGCCGCCUGGCACGCAGAGGGGGAGUCAAGCGCAUCUCCGGCCUCAUCUACGAGGAGACUCGCGGGGUGCUGAAAGUUUUCCUGGAGAACGUUAUCCGCGACGCGGUCACCUACACCGAGCACGCCAAGAGGAAGACCGUUACCGCUAUGGAUGUGGUGUAUGCUCUGAAGCGCCAGGGACGCACUCUGUACGGAUUCGGAGGUUAAAGGCUCGCUUCGGUUUUUUCUGUUUUUUCCCCCCUCAUCAAAAUAACGGCCCUUUUAAGGGCCAC
Molecule: messenger RNA, 1062 nt
Organism: Xenopus laevis (African clawed frog)
Lineage: Eukaryota; Metazoa; Chordata; Amphibia; Anura; Pipidae
Product: histone H4-like
Exons: 1
Coding region: 440-997 (185 amino acids)
Source: RefSeq, a predicted model, not a curated record